Messenger RNA from Chara braunii, 2306 nucleotides. Lineage: Eukaryota; Viridiplantae; Streptophyta; Charophyceae; Charales; Characeae. The record is from the annotation of a GenBank genome assembly.
UGGCGCGGGAAAUACUCGACUAGGUGAAAGUUCUGUCAUGGUUUCCAGAGCUGUUCUAAGCUGGUCGGCUUGUGAAUAUAGAGAGCGCUUCUUACUGCCCGACUUUGCUCGUGCGAGUGAACGAGGUCUGGCCGCGUGAACGCCAUUUGAUUAGUGGAAAAGCUCGAUGGAUCGUCUGAACUGCUUUCAGGGUGACUGUUGAGCUAUGUACGGACCAUCAGGUGACAUUUCGUCAGUCGUUAUCGGGGUUUUGAAGUCGUCGUCUACCGAUUCUGCGCAUCGGCAGUUCUCCUCAAGGGCAGCGAAGAAGCCGAGAGUCAAAACGGAACCGAUCGUGGGAAGGAAGACGGCGCCAGGUCUGAAAGGACCAGCAGCCGUGCGAAGGCGGAGAGACACAAAGCAGCGACAUCGCGGGAAAGGGAGCACGGAAGGUAUGGCUCCUACCACGCGGAAAGCUCAGGCUACUGUUCCGAGUGGCAAAAUUGCCGUCGGCGCACAUGUUGCGUACAUCGAUCCCGCGACUCUUCGACACGCGGCUCCACGUGGAGCAGGUACGCAUUGCCAUUGCUGCAGGCAAAAGCGGCCUCGAUCUCAGCUCAUACCAUGCGGGGCUUCGGCGGGCGAAGGUGGAGCAAAACACGGACCAUGGUGUCACAGAUGCAUUGCGACGCGGCUCAACCAGAGCCCAUGGUGUUUGGUAAUGUCCACUUCCGCUAGUGGCAAGAACAAGGGAUGGCGCUGUCCGAGCAAGUCGAUGGAGGAGUACAUGAGACACCUUGAGGAAGUGUUGCAGAUCCUCAAGGWUGCGCAACUCCAUCUCAACUUAGAGAAAUCUGAGUUUGGGAGGGACAGYGUCAUCUACCUUGGACAUCGGUUSUCUGUUGCAGGCCUAGAGCUUGAGGCAACCWAAGUUGAGGUCUUCCGCAACUGGGCUCAACAGGCAAAUGUCCGAUUGCUAUCGUCUUCAGGGAAACAGGCAAGGGGCAUAGAGGAGUCAUCAACACUCUCUACAGCAAGGGAAGUUGGGCAGUCAGUUGCAGGCCCUUCCGAGGAGCCUGGAUCUGAUCAGCAACGUUCUCUUGAGGCCCAAACUAAGGCUGAAUCCAAGGCUGACGCAGUCCAAGUAUUGUACACUGAGCCUUGGGAGGAGUCUAAAGAGGUCGACCUCCACGCCCACAUGAAGCAUUGGCUGCAGCUCAAGCAGCAACGUCGUGUUCAAGGGAGCGUGAAGCUGAUUUUCUUUAAACUACUUGUUAACCGCCGAUACAUCCGUGUGCUGAUUGACAGUGGUUCGACCACUAAUUUCUUCUCUCCGAACGAGAUUCGUAAGGCAGGCCUGGGUAUGAAGCAAGUGGAACUGCAGAACCCUUGCCAGACUCAGGUGGGCAACCAAGAGGUUGUCACUUUUACUCAUGUUGUCAAAGGUGUGCGCAUCACCUUUGACAAAGAUCGCACUAUCACACAUGAGCUGAAUUUCUAUGUCCUGGACAACUGUCCUUUCGACGCGGUCAUUGGCUUGGGCUGGCUAAAGGCUCAUUGCCUAAGGACCACGUGGGCAAACAACCAGUUCGUGGUACUUGAUGCCAAGGGGAACGAGUGUACCGUCUUACUAGACGAGACACGCGAGUCCCCUGUGACUCUUCUCAGUGCUAACAAAUUCUGCAGCAAGUCCAUGGAGGAGCACGUCAAGCAUCUCGAGGAGGUCUUGCAAGUCCUCAAAGAUGCUCAACUGCACCUCAACUUGGAGAAAUCUGAGUUUGGCAGGGACAGCGUCAUCUACCUUGGACACCGGUUGUCUGCAAGCGAGGGAGGUGCAGAUGCCCCUAUUGUGCAUGCGGAGGGAGGUGCAGAUGCCGCUCCAUAUCUGGAAUUCGUUGCUGUUCCAGGACCGGUUGAGGAUCUCCGACAGCAAAUAGUUCCACAUCUGGGACAGGAACGAGUUCCAGAAGAGUUUCUUGAUCUGGAGUUGCUCCAUAUCUGGAAUAGGAAGUUCCAGAACUCGCUCCAGAUCUGGAACAGCAACCAGUUCCUGCAGCUGGUCCAGAUCUGGGACAGGAAGUUCCAGAGCUCGCUCCGGAUCUGUAACGGGAAACCGAACCAGAUCUGGAAUAGGAACCACUUCCAGAACCGGUUCUGGAUAUGCGACAGCGAGAAGUUCCAGAUCUGGAACAGCGUGAAGGACAGAGUCAUUGGACUGCUUGUUGGCAGUUCUUGCACAGCGUAAAGACAUGGGAAAAAUAAAAAAAAACAGACAGAGGGCUCCGACAUGGAAGAAGAAGAAGAAGAAACAAAACAAAAACAAAAAC